Messenger RNA from Puntigrus tetrazona (Sumatra barb), 2807 nucleotides. RefSeq names its product cilia and flagella associated protein 206 (gene cfap206). Gene Ontology annotation, biological process: regulation of cilium beat frequency; sperm axoneme assembly; regulation of flagellated sperm motility. The record is from RefSeq and is a predicted model, not a curated record. The coding region runs from base 289 to 2229 and encodes 646 amino acids. Gene Ontology annotation, cellular component: ciliary basal body; axoneme. NCBI's taxonomy places the organism in Eukaryota, Metazoa, Chordata, Actinopteri, Cypriniformes, Cyprinidae. The transcript has 13 exons.
AUUGGCAGCUCGUUUUGUAUUUAAUGAGGGUCAGGGUUCGCUCAGCUGAAGUAUGAAGAUGCGCUCAAACACUCCUGAAACACGGCAAAGUUUCUCAGAAACGGUCUUUUCCAGCGGUGUAAUAUUAACGAGUGCGUCUUCGGAAGAGAUUUUCGCUUUUUAAAAAAUCGAACAUAUCAUAUCUGAUCGCUUUCGGACUCGAUAGUGUCGUAAAACACUGUAGCCUCUGUUUGUUUGUGUUUCUCUUCCGGCGGCGCGCAGAAGCUCAUCCGGUCGCCGUCCGUCUCCAUGACAACCACAACACAACGGUCAGCCGCGAGCAUCUCAAGACGAACCUCCGUAGCGUUAGGGUUAAGGUCAAGGUCGUGUGAGUGUCGUGUGGAGAUGUCGAGCGCUCAGGCGGAAGGCGUUAUCAGGAACAUCAUCCGGGAAAUCUCUCAGACGUGUUUAAGCCGAGGACAGAGUCUGUCUGAGACGCUCAUCGCCUUCAUGGUCAAAAGCGUCGUUCUGGACCCCCGGAACCGCUUUAACGUGGACAGGACUCUUACGAAACGAGAUGUGCAGAAACUCAUUGAGCUGUGUGUGGACAGACUGAUGGACCAGACGAGCUCCACUCUGAACACCAUUAAGAUGCAGGUCUACUUCGACAUGAACUACACAUCUCGACGAGAGUUCCUGGAGGUUCAGCAGAAGGUGCUGAAGGCCCGUCUGCUGUCUCUGAGCAGAGAGAUCACAGACUCCCGAGCCAAGACCAGAGACGACCUCAAGAACCUGUACGGCAAAAUAGUCAGCUAUGUCAUCCAGUGCUCCAACCUCGGCUCGGCCACGGACAUCAACACCGUGAGAGAAACCACAGCGGCUCUGCAGAGCGUCUUUCCUCAGGCUCAGCUGGCGACCUUCAUGGCUCUUCUGAAACCCGACAAAGAGCAGCAGCUGAGCGAGCUCGCUCUGAUCGUCAGCGGCAUACGCCUCUUCAACAAGGACAGCAGGAAAGGAGGAGAGGGCAUCCAGAACCUGCCGGCCCUUCUGAACGAGACGCUCCCGGCCGCGGCCGCAGACACAGAGAGACAGCUGGCGGGGUGUGAGCGCUUGGCCUGGCAGCACACGGCCCUGCUGGAGAAGAUGAGCGAGGCCCCCGAGGGCCCCGUCCCCCCAGACCCGCUCAGACAGGCUCUGUACAACACACGGCAGCACGAGGCCUUCCUCAGACUCAUACUGGCGGACAUCAUCCAGAGCGCCAAGGAAGUGACUCGUUUACAGUCUGAGCUGAGGACUCAGAUGACGCUCGUGAAGGACACCGUGCACACCAGGAGCACAGUGCCGACUUCACAAGUGUUCCCUCGUUUCACAGCGCUGGCUUGGCUCUGGGCAGGACUGGAAGGAGAGAUGCUGCUCCUGAGCAUGCUCACUAACGUGGCGUCCGGCCUGAGAGCGUUCUCAUCAGCACCGUCCCUGCUGAGCCCGGAUCAGCUGGAGCCGCUGCUGCACGGACUGCGGGUGCCAACGGACGAGGACAGACGCUCUGAGACAGCAGAGGAGCGUGUGGUUGAGUCUGAGAUGAGCUCGAGUGAAUGGUGUUUUCCUGAGAGCACAGCUCACUUUGAGGACGUGCCGCUGCAGUAUAAGGGCUUCUGUGGCUUCGCCCUUGUGAAGAACAACGGCCUUUUACUGCCAGGCAAUCCGAACAUCGGCGUCCUAAAGCACAAGGAGAAAUACUACGCCUUCAGCUCCAGGAGCGCUGCGUACGAGUUCGCCCUUCAAGCAGACGAGUUUAUAGCCGCUGCGGUGGAGAUGGCGAAGAGACAGCCGGAGCUCAUCCAGCUGCUGCAGCUGCAUCAGGAGUUCGCCAGCGUGACGCCCUACUCUGAGAUGCAGUCGGGAGAGAAGCUGCUGGUGAAGAGCAUCUCUAAAAGUGACGCCAGCAUGCAGACAGAGACACACCCUCUGGAGACCAACAUUGUGAAGUCCUACGAGUGGAACGAGUGGGAGCUCAGAAGAAAAGCCAUUAAGCUGGCCAAUCUGCGGAAUAAAGUCACACGCUCCAUGCAGACGCACUCGAGUCACAUGAGACGACACAACAGCACUCAGACGUUCCUCCCUAAAGACGCCUCCAGCCAGACGAAGCGGGACGGAGACAGUAACGUACCCAAACCUCAGGUGUACCUGUCAGGACUGAGAGGAGGAACGAACACGAUGAAGCUGGAUCUGACCAGAGCUGUUGACGAGUGACCAGAAACAUUUCCUCAGCGAGCAACUCGCAGUGACAGAGACUCACUUUGAGUCAUGAUCAGAGCAAUCAGAGGAAGAGGAGGAGCCAUUCUGAUGGACAUCGCCAUAGCAACACCUACAGCUAAUGCACAGUGGCUUAUUAUUUCACCUGUCCUGAAUCAGGAGUCAAAUAAUAAACUUACUAUAAAAUAUGCUUUUAAUAAUAAUGCAUUUUACAUAUAAAAAUAUUUUCAUCUACACAUAUUAAGAUUGAAGUUCAAAUCAGUUCAAAUUAUUUUGAUAAUUUCUUUAUAACGGCCAGCGUUACUUCCUGGAAGUAUUUUCUGAAGAAUUUGAGAAUUUGAGAACUACUUGAGAUUUUUUGCUGUCAGUUUACUGAAAAAAAGCUGAUAAGGUGAACAUCUUUUAGCUAAUUGUAAUUAAAACCUUUACUUUUACUGUAACUGUUAUCAAGUUGUAUCAGUGGUAUUCUUUGUAACUCUUGUGAUUUCCUCACACGCCUGCGCUUCUACAAUACAUUCACUGUUCAUUUUCAAACUGAACAAUGGACCUCACUGUCAUUAAAAAAGAAAAGGUGA